Molecule: messenger RNA, 1487 nt
Organism: Calliphora vicina (urban bluebottle blowfly)
Lineage: Eukaryota; Metazoa; Arthropoda; Insecta; Diptera; Calliphoridae
Gene: Inx2
Product: innexin 2
Exons: 1
Coding region: 378-1475 (365 amino acids)
Biological process (GO): phototransduction
Cellular component (GO): plasma membrane; gap junction
Molecular function (GO): gap junction channel activity
Source: RefSeq, a predicted model, not a curated record
AAACAGUUUAAUUCUUCUAUUCGAACAGAACGCAUAAGUGACGGUGUCACAGCGUAUUUACAAAAGUGAAAUUAUCUUUUUUUGAAAUGAAAAUUAUCUCGUUUUAGAGAAUAAUUAAUUAAAAUAACUCGAAUUUUAAUAUCACCAAAAUAAAGAAAACAAAAAAGCAAACCAAAACAGUAAAGACGUAAACGCGUGUGUUUCAUUUCAUACAUAUACAAAGAAAUUUGAAUUACAACUUGAAUUAUUAUGAAGUUUAAGUGAAGCGUUCAAGAAAUCUUAAAUAAACAAACGACUUUUUAAUAAAAAAAAAAGAAAAAAUAAAUUGAAAAUAACAAGUGUUUUUGUGAUUGUAACGGUUUAAAGACUCUGCCAAAAUGUUUGAUGUUUUUGGCUCCGUUAAGGGGCUGUUGAAAAUCGAUCAAGUCUGUAUCGAUAACAAUGUCUUUCGCAUGCAUUACAAAGCGACGGUUAUCAUUUUGAUAGCCUUCUCGCUGUUGGUCACCUCCAGACAGUACAUUGGUGAUCCCAUCGAUUGCAUAGUUGACGAAAUCCCCCUGGGUGUUAUGGACACCUACUGUUGGAUUUACUCAACAUUUACGGUGCCUGAACGUUUAACAGGCAUUACUGGUCGCGAUGUUGUGCAGCCGGGCGUAGGAUCUCACGUGGAAGGCGAAGAUGAAGUUAAAUAUCACAAAUACUAUCAGUGGGUGUGCUUUGUGCUGUUCUUCCAGGCCAUAUUGUUCUAUGUACCACGCUAUUUGUGGAAGUCAUGGGAAGGUGGCCGCUUGAAAAUGUUGGUCAUGGACCUAAACAGCCCCAUUGUGAAUGAAGACUGUAAGAACGAUCGCAAGAAAAUCUUGGUGCAAUACUUUGUGGACAACAUCAAUCGUCACAACUUCUAUGCCUUCCGCUUCUUCCUGUGCGAAGCCCUAAAUUUCAUCAAUGUCAUUGGUCAAAUCUAUUUCGUCGAUUUCUUUUUGGAUGGUGAAUUCUCCACCUAUGGCAGUGAUGUCUUGAAAUUCACAGAAAUGGAACCGGAUGAGCGUAUUGACCCAAUGGCUCGUGUCUUUCCCAAAGUCACCAAAUGUACAUUCCACAAAUAUGGUCCUUCUGGCUCGGUGCAGAAGUUCGAUGGUCUCUGUGUGCUGCCUCUGAAUAUUGUCAACGAGAAAAUCUAUGUCUUCCUGUGGUUCUGGUUCAUCAUCUUGUCUAUAUUGUCUGGCAUUUCGUUGGUCUAUCGUAUUGCUGUUGUCAUGGGUCCCAAAUUGAGACAUUUGCUGUUGCGCGCCCGUUCCCGUUUGGCCGAAGUCGAAGAGGUGGAAGCGGUGGCUAAGCAGUGUAAUAUUGGCGAUUGGUUCUUAUUGUAUCAAUUGGGCAAAAAUAUUGAUCCCUUAAUUUAUAAGGAAGUGAUAGCUGAUCUCUCCCAAGAACUAGGUGGUAAUACAGGUCAUAAACAACGCAUGGAUCCCUAAGUAAUGAAUGAA